This is a messenger RNA of Paramecium sonneborni, 5100 nucleotides long. NCBI's taxonomy places the organism in Eukaryota, Ciliophora, Oligohymenophorea, Peniculida, Parameciidae. The record is from the annotation of a GenBank genome assembly.
AUGAAAUAAUUAGAACAAUUUGCUGACUCUUUUUAUGACAACCUUCAAGCUUAACCUUAAAAACUCAAUAAUUUUAGGGUUAAACUUAAAUUUUUAUUAUCAUAACUAAAAUACUAAUAUUCUGAUCUUUUAGAAGAACAACAAAAGCUAAUUAAAAAAGGCUCUAAUGAUUCUAAUGUUAUUUAAAACAUAAUUUAAAACUUCCAUUUAAACGAUAAACAAACUUAAUAGAUUGAUUUAAAUGAACUUAUAUUUUGUAAUAAGCUCAAGGAAAUAUUAAAAAAAUUGAAAAGAUAACAUAUUGAAAAUUUAAAAGAUUAAGCUUAAGCAACAUUAAUAUAUGAGCUUAAAGAGCUUCAAUCAAUUUCAAAAUUUGUUCAUUCUAUAUCUCCACUACAUGAAGUAUUAUAACAAUUAAUAAAUUAUAUUGAAAAAGAAAAUACAUAUUAUGAAGAUUAGGCACUUUUAAAAUGUCCUUUGUAAACUAUUCAUACAAUAAGUAAAGAAAUAGCUACUUAAUUGAAUAAAGGAGAUCCAAGUUUAAUAUAAAAAUUAGAUAAUUCUGGAUUCUUAGUCAAAAGACUAAAAAACAAUGAAGAAAUCUUUUAUUAUUAAAGAUAUCUAGUUUCAUUUGUACUUAGAUCGAUGAUAUUUUAAUUAUCCUUUACUCCUGGAUUUGUAAUAAGAAUUACUACUUAUGAAUAAAAAAAUAGAGAAAUUAAAAAAUAAUACUCUUAUUUUUUUAUCACUUCUAAAAUUGCCUAAUCAGAUUUAGUUAUUAAUAAAAUUGACUUUGCUAAACAUUAUUUGUCUUUAUAAUGUACUGAUCAUUUAGAUCAUCUAAUACCCAUUUACUUUGGAAAUUUAUAAGCAAAAUAUUGCCACGAUAUACCAUAAUAAUUAACUAUGUAUGAAUAAUUUAGAAAUCCACUAUUGUAUUAUAAACAAUAUAUAUUUGAUACAACUUAUAGUCCUUAAGAAUUUGAAGAAUUUAAACCUUAAAACAUUUUUCAAGAGUUUUUGAGAUUCCUUUAAUUUUUAUCUGAUACGCAAUUAAAUGAUUUCCAUUAUAAAUAAGAAGAAAAGAAUGAAAUUGUUAGAUAUAAAUCUCUUUAGAUAACUUAUGAAAUGCUUUCAUUGACUUAUUAAAGAAUUAAAAAAUUAGAAGAUACUCUGAUUACUGUUUAAGAAGUAAUCUUUCCUUAAUAAUUAUGUGUUAGAUUGAUUUAAAUAACAGAAAAAUUGAAUUAAGUAUUUUUCUAGUUUUAAAGGUUAGAUACAAGUAAAUUUUAAACAUUAAAUGAAUAUAAAGAAUUUUUGAGUAAUAUAAACCUUGAGGAAUUAAUUCAUAAAAUAAUUGAUCCUAAAAUUAUUACCAAAUAUAAUAAUUAAAUAAGAUAAAUUAAAUAAGACCUUAAUUAGCAGGAAUAAUCAAAUGAGAAAUAAAAAGGGAAAUUGAAUUAGAAUCCAAAUUUAAUAUCCUAAUAAUAUAUGUAGGGACCUAAAUAUAUAAUAAUAAGUUGUUUUUAAAAAUUAGAUAUUUAAUAUGAAAUAAGUCUAACCAAUAGAAUUAAACUCUUAGAUUUUUUGGCAAAUCUGAAAUUUUAUUUAGAUACUUAAUUUGUCAGUCAAAAAGAAAAUAUCUAUUAAUCAAUAAUUAAUGGAUUUAAUGAUUCUUGGUUUGAUCUAGAUUUAUGGAAAUAGGCUUUUUAAGCAAAUUAUUCCAUUUAAUCUUCAUCAUAAUUUAAUAAUACUUUGUUUGUUGAAUUAUUGGCAAUUUUAUUUUUCAAAGAUAAUUAUUUAAAACUAAAUUUAAAUAUAUUUGAAUCGAUAGAGUAAGUUGAGGAAAAUGAACAAAAUUCACAUAUUAUAAUAUCAUAUCUAAUGAAUAAAUCUUUUAAGGAGGAUUUAGGAUUUGAAAAACAUAUUACUUUAGUGGAAAGUGCAUUAAAACACAAAAAAUUUUAUUUAUUAUUAAAAUUAUUAGAAAAUCGUUAAGGUUAAAAAAUUAGAUUUGAAUAUUUUAAUUAUUUGUUGGAUGAAACUUAAAGUAUUUUUUCAUAAUCUGUUUAUUUUUCUAAUUUAUCAGAAAAUGAAAUUCAACAUCAUUGUAGAAUUUUUGAUUAAAUAGCAAAAAUUCAUCCUUAAUUUGAAGGAAGAUUAAGAUGGGAUCAUUUUUGGAAUUAGACAGUUAAAAAUAUUGGAGAUUAUACAUUUAAAAUUUUAGGUCAUGGAUUUUGGAGUUUAAAAGAAGAAUAAUAUUAAUAAAUUUUUGUAAAUAAACAAUUAGCUAACAAAAAAGAAGAAAUUCCUGGUUAUUUAGAAUUGAGUUUAAAUUCAUAAAUUAACAAGAAUAAUAAUAAAAAUUAUUCAGUUUUAAAUGUAAAUGAUCCUUUUAUAAAUUAAUUAUUAUUUAUUCAACCAAAUUUUCCAUUAUAAAAAUUUAUGGCCUCCUUAUUAUAUAGAUUAUUACAAUUAGAUUAAUUUAGUUCAAGAGUUGAAUUAAUACAAAAUGAAUAAUAAAUAUAUUCGGUCUAUUAAUUAAUAAAUCAAAAUAAUAACUUUAAUUAAAGAACUAAAAUAACAAUAACUCAAUUUUUGUAAAAUAAUGAAUAUAAUGAAUAAAGAUUGAAAAAUUAGAUUGGUUAAUAUAACUUAGCUAAUAAAAUAAUUUUGAGUAUUUUAUUAUUAUCUACAAAUACAUCUCCUGAUGAAGAAUUAUUAGUACCAUGUGGAAAUUAUUUUUCACCUGUUACUACAAAUUUUUAUUUAAAUCCUUAAUAUGAUAAUUUGAUAAAUUCCCAUGGAUUUGAAAGAGAUGGUGAGAAUGUAAAACUUUCUUGUUAUAAUAUAUAUUUCUUAAUGUAGUUUAUGAGAGAAAAGAUUGAUAAUCAACAUUUAUAAAAUUUUUAAAAUAUUACUUUAACUAUUUAACAAUGGUUGAAACAAUUAAGUUAAAUUGAAGCAACUGCAUCAUAAUCAGAAGGAUUGUUAUUAUUACCAUUAUAUAAAGAAAAUAUGAUAGAAUUAGUAAGGAGAGCAACUAUAAUUUAAAAUUGCAUUACAAAGCCAAAUCUUCAUAUAUCAUAUUUAGAUUUAUUAAAAUUAAUUGAUAAAAAUUUGGGAGAAUUUUAUUAAAUAUUAAUAGAAAAUCAGACUCUUAAUUUAAUUAAUAAAUUUAUAGAAUUACCAAAAUUUUCAACAAACUCUGAUAGUUUAAUAUUAUCAGAUUUUAUUACUUUUAGGGAAAGUUUUGCUUAUAUGAAAUACCCAUCUGGAUUUAAUUUGAAAAAUAUGAUUGGUCCUUAUAAAGGAUUAAAAAUGUUUCUCAAGUAUUCUAGAUUAUUGUCAAUAACUAAUUUGCAGAAUUUCUAAAAAAAACUAUCUGUUGUCAAAAAAUAAUAACAUUUCUAAAUGUUAAUGAAAAGUUUUGAAUGGAGAUAUUUUAAAGAAAAUGAAAUUCAAAUGGCUUUUUAAUUAUUAUCUGAUUACUCAAAAGAUUUUAAUUAACCUUUUGAAUUAGUUAACUUUAAAGAUUUAUAAUCAAAAUAAUUUCCUUAACUUUUUAAAUCUUUGCAGUUAAUAAGAAUAAAAAUUUUAAAUUUAUCUUAUGUUGAUGCUGUUAAUGAUAAUUUUAUUUUUGAUAUAGCUGAACAUUGUACUGAACUACAUGUUUUAAAUUUGAGUGGAUGUUAAAAUGUGCAUUAUAUAGGAUAGAUUUCAAAUAUCUUGAAUAUUGGAAAUUAAAAAUAAUUACAAUUUUAAAGAUUAAAAACAUUAAUUGCUUAAAAAUUACCAAAUGUUAAAUCAAUUGAGAUUAGUGGUUAAUUUUUUCAAAAUUUAAAUAUUAAUUAUUGUAAAAGUCUUUAAACAGUUUAUACAAAUAAAAUAAAAUUAACAAGAGUAUAAGCUAAAGGCUGUGUUGCAUUAUAAUAAGAGAUAAUUCAACUUUGGAUACUUUAAGGUGUUAAGAUUUUAUUUGAUGAACAUACAUCUUAAGGUUCUUUGAAAGGAUUUGUUUAACCGUCACUUAUUAUAGAUAUAGAUAAGGAAUUUAAUUAUGAUAAAAUUUAUUUGGAAAUAAUAUUUUAAUUACUGAGCGAUUUGUACGAUAAAAUAUUACAUUAAGAUUUAUAUAUAAAAUCUCCUUUCUCUUAGUUUUUUAUAAAAAAUGGAAUUAUUAGUGAUGAUUUUGAAUUUUAAUUUAGAGGAUUUCUUUAAAAUAAAUUUGAUGAAUAGAAUAAAAAAAAGAUCUUGUAAUGUUUAUUUAUAUGUUUAUUUUAGAAUGAAUAAAUAAAAUAACUUGAUAUAAAAUCUAUGUUAAAGAAUAGAGGAUAAGAAAGAAUAAAAAUGUUAGAUUAAUUUUUAAGUGAUUUUAAUUCUACGAUUCAUUUAAUAAAUGAAGAAUAAGAUUUAAAAAUUAAGUAAAUUGCUUAAUAAUUCUUUUUGAAUAUAGAAUCUUUAACAAUUCCAUGUUCAAAAGAAGAUAUAAUAGAAAAAAUAGCAUAAUUAAUUAGAUAAAUUUAAUAUUAUAGAACAACAUUAAAUAUAAGUUUUACUAAUUUAAAAGUGAUAGGAAAUUAGAUAAUUGGUAAAUUUUUUGAAAAGAUUUAAAGAAAUGAUAAGCCAAUACAUAUUUAAUAGAUUGAUUUUUCUGGAAAUAGUUUGGAGAGAGAAAAUUUAAAGAAUAUAUUUUAGGUAAAUAAUAUAAUUUAAGUUAAUAUCUAAUAAUUAAUAUUAAGAAAUGCAGGAAUUGAUGAUAAAAUUCUUUUAGACAUAGCCGAACAUUUUUGGGUAUGUGAGAAUUUAAAAUUAAUAGAUUUAAGUUAAAAUUAAUUGACAAAGAAGAGUUUAAAUAAAUUAUUUGAUGAUGGGAAAAAAUUAGCAAAGAUUCCUUUAAAUAAUAUUAAUUUGAGUGGAAAUAAGAUAGGAGAUGCAAAUUUUAAUGUUCUGGCAGAAAUAGAAGAAAAACAAUGGUAGUGUAAAGAAUAAAAUAUGUUAUAUUUAAAGAGUUUAAUAUUAAAGAAUUGUUUUUUGGAAGAUUAAGAUAUUUNAGAUAAUUCAACUUUGGAUACUUUAAGGUGUUAAGAUUUUAUUUGA